AUGGGUUCAGCAUACACUAUAUUAGGUAAACAAGUUCCAGCACACGUUUUGUCCAUUCUUACAUUGGGUUCAGUUGCUGCUGGUGUUGCUAUUCCAAAGCUUUUAAGGAGCAACGAUGUGAAAAAGGAAGCUGUUGCUAUGCCAGCUGCUCCAGUAGCUCAAUCCAAGGAAGAUGACUUCGAUUUGGAGAAAUUCUUAAAUGACUUAACCAAGGAAGAGACAAAGUAG
Lodderomyces orthopsilosis Co 90-125 is the source of this 228-nucleotide messenger RNA. RefSeq lists its product as uncharacterized. The transcript is spliced from 3 exons. The record is from RefSeq and is a predicted model, not a curated record. NCBI's taxonomy places the organism in Eukaryota, Fungi, Ascomycota, Pichiomycetes, Serinales, Debaryomycetaceae. Bases 1 to 228 code for a protein of 75 amino acids. Gene Ontology annotation, biological process: proton motive force-driven ATP synthesis.